Messenger RNA from Talaromyces proteolyticus, 3492 nucleotides. RefSeq lists its product as uncharacterized. The record is from RefSeq and is a predicted model, not a curated record. Gene Ontology annotation, cellular component: nucleus. The transcript is spliced from 4 exons. Gene Ontology annotation, molecular function: identical protein binding; ubiquitin binding; protein-macromolecule adaptor activity. Bases 1 to 3492 code for a protein of 1163 amino acids. Lineage: Eukaryota; Fungi; Ascomycota; Eurotiomycetes; Eurotiales; Trichocomaceae. Gene Ontology annotation, biological process: actin cortical patch assembly; regulation of actin filament polymerization.
AUGGGUUUUGUCGGCGUCUACACCGCGGUCUACGACUAUCAGCCGCAGGGCGAAGGCGAACUCCAAAUCCACGAGGGAGAUCUCCUCUACGUUCUCGAGAAAAGUGCUGAUGACGACUGGUGGAAAGCCAAAAAGAAGGCUGAUCCGGAGGACGAGGAACCAGUGGGACUUGUACCUAGCAACUACGUUGAAGAGACGCACCCUGUCAGCAACGCUAAAGCACUCUAUGAUUAUACACGGCAGACAGACGAAGAAGUAUCAUUUUCCGAGGACUCAGAAUUAUUCGUAUACGACAGUUCUGAUCCGGACUGGACAUUGGUCGGAACGGGGUCGGAUUUUGGAUUUGCCCCUGCGAAUUAUAUACAGUUGCUAGGAGCGUAUGUUGCUCCAAAUGGCCAUGGUGAACAUGACGAGGAGCCAGAAACAGCAUAUGAAUCUGCGCGUACAGUUCCGGAGCGAGAGCCCUCACCACCAGCCCCAUCACUGCCACAGCGGCCAGUACAUGCUGAACCGGAGGAGUACGAGGCUGCGGAAUCGACUCAUGCAAUCCCAGACUCGAGCCCUGCCGCGGCGAUUGCCGGAAUAUUGCACAAACAGCAUGGGUCAAUGUCGUCGCAUGACACUUCUCGUGUAGUUCAUGCGGUGCCUCAGCCAACCGCAGCAGUGGAGGAGGAGGACGAGCCCGCACCAGCGCUCCCCAGGCGCCCGCCUUCGCAGGUGCAGCAGACCCUCGAAACAAGACACUACGAGCCUCCAGAGGAAGUGUCACCACCGCAGCCUCCUCGACCCCAACCCUCUCAAAUUUCCGUCACUCGGGACAGCGAUGCGCGAGUCCAAGAAUCGCCCCCUUUUAGCCGCGUCGGUUAUUCAGCGCCGUCUCCUCAUUCCCCAUCCGGUUAUCGCAUCUAUAACAUCAAUGAAAUGAUAUCAGUCAUGGGCAAGCGGAAGAAGAUGCCUACGACACUAGGUAUCAACGUACCUAAAGGAACAGUCUUCAUAUCGCCAGAUGGAUCGGAUGACGAUUCUCAGGAGGAGUGGACGGCGGAUAAACUUACGCACUACUCAAUUGAAGGGAAACAUGUAUUCAUCGAACUCGUUCGGCCAAGCAAGAGCGUUGAUUUUCACGCCGGCUCCAAGGACACUGCCCAUGAAAUCGUCGCUGCUCUAGGCGAAAUCGCAGGUGCAUAUAGGGCUGAAGGAUUAAGAGAAGUAAUCGAAGCAGGCCAAGGUGGUGCCAGUUUACAAAAGAAGGGACAGAUGGUAUAUGGUUUCAAGGCUCAAGGAAAUGAUGAGGUGACAGUAGCCGCCGGCGACGAGGUUAUCGUCUUGGACGAUACCAAAUCAGAGGAAUGGUGGAUGGUGAGGCGACUUAAGAACGGCCGCGAAGGUGUCGUCCCUAGCAGUUACGUUGAGGUUACAGGGAUCGUGGAAGCGUCUCCAGCGACCGGUAAAACAGGGCGGUCAACUGUUGAUCGGAACAGACAAGAAGAAGAACGGUUAACAAAGGAAUCCAUUCGGAAAGCACAGCGUGAUUCGGUGGACUCUCCACGUUCUGAGGUAGGCCCAGGAAUGAAGCUCCCCGAAAGACGGAGCAGUCGGCUUGCAUUGAAUGGUGGUAACUUUAGCUCACAGCGUCACAAACGUGAGAAAUCUGAUAAAAGCUCAAAGUCAAAACCCGACGCCUCGAAGACCAGGAGUUGGACAGACAGAACGGGCACAUUCUCGGUCGAUGCUCAAUUCAUCGGUCUACAUGACGGAAAGAUUCAUCUACACAAGAUGAAUGGCAUUAAGAUCGCUGUGCCAAUCGCUAAAAUGUCUGUUGAAGAUCUUGAAUAUGUCGAAAAGGUCACGGGACAAUCGUUGGACGAAGACAAACCUCUAUCAGAUAUUCGACGCCGAAGCCUACAGCAGAAAGAAAGGGAAAAGUCGGAAAAGACCGGUGUCCAUGUCAAAGAAUACGACUGGUUUGACUUCUUUCUUAAGGCAGGCGUUGGACCUCAUCAAUGUGAGCGAUAUGCUCAGAACUUUAGUAAAGAUUCGAUGGAUGAAGCAAUUCUACCCGACAUCAGCGCCGAGACUCUCCGUACACUGGGCCUAAAAGAGGGUGAUAUCCUCCGUGUCAUGCGGCACUUGGAUACGAUGUUCAAUCGAACUGGUUCCAAGUCCGGGUUGAGAAAUGUCAGCUUUGGUGGCCAGGAGGUUAUUGGAAACGGUGAGGAGGGCGGUUUGUUCUCUGGGCCUGGUGGCACUCUUCGGAACAAUACGACACGCAAAGGUCGUCCUGCUCCUGCUGUGCAAACUGGUGACGUCGAUCCCAAGGCAUUUGAGGCCAAAGAUUCCAGUAAACCCGUCGAGAAGGCGAGCACCCCAACGAGCUCGACGCCUACUCCGACCGUCUCCAAAGCUGAAACCGGGUUUGACGACGAUGCGUGGGAUGUCAAACGCCCCAAAGAUCUACCAGCUGCAACUGCACCAGCACCAGUUGCCUCUCCACCUGUGACUGCACAGGUGGUGACGGAAGCGCCUAAGCCAGCCGCACCAGUUGGUGCGAUGGCUGAUCUGUCACUCCUUCAGGCACCUUUGCAACCUAAUCCUGCACCGCCUAGCCAGCCAGUGUCAACAGCACCUGUACCUGCCCCGGUUCCGGCUCCAGCUCCGGCUCCAAUUCUGCCUCAGCAAACUGCGGUCUCCAUCGCUCCUCCUGCCCAGCAGCCGCAGGUGACCGGCGCAAACCCAAGUUUUUUCUCCCAACUUGGGGCUAUUCAGCCACAGCAAACUGCUGUCCCAGGUCAGCAACAAACCUUGGGAUUCUCUCUACAACCUCGUCAGAGACCUACAGCUCCUCAAAGCAUAAACCAGAACUCGCUGCUUCCUCCUCCACCACAGCGACCAUUGUCCGCGCCCCAAGACUUCCAAAGUCAGUUUGGUCCUCCACCAUUGCAGCCUCAAUUGACUGGUAUUUCUCGCAAUAUCCCUCAAUUAGCACCCCCGGGACAGAGUUUAUCCGAGCUCAACCAACAGCGAUUCCAGCCACAAUUUCAGACCCAAGCUACUGGAUUCCCUCAACAGUUCCAAAAUGGCAUGAUGCCUCAACCCACAGGGUUCGCGCAACAACCUGUCUCUCAAUUUGGGAUUCCGCAACAGCAAUAUGGUGUUGGCCAGCAGUUCGGAGGACUGCCACCACAACCUACUGGGUUUGGAGGCUUCUCUGCUCCUCAGCAACAACCAAUGCAGACAGGGAUCAACUCAGCACUCCCACCUGCACUACAGCCUCAACGGACCGCUGUCAAUGGAUUUGGCACUAGCAUCAGCCCCCCUCCUGUUCCACCAAUUCCCCAAACACCAGCUGCCCCAUUGCAGCCCCAGAAAACUGGGCCCGCGCCUCCAAUCCGGUUUGGAGUCAAGGCAGAUGCCAAAAAGCUUGCUCCUCAGCCAACUGGAAUGCGUGCCAAUCUUGCACAAGCUACUCCUGCGAAUCCCUUUGGAUUCUAG